Molecule: messenger RNA, 732 nt
Organism: Macroventuria anomochaeta
Lineage: Eukaryota; Fungi; Ascomycota; Dothideomycetes; Pleosporales; Didymellaceae
Exons: 1
Coding region: 162-623 (153 amino acids)
Source: RefSeq, a predicted model, not a curated record
AUCAGCAUGACUACCUAGGCUAUCCUUUCGUCUUGACAACUACACCCGGCCAACAAUCUGGGGACGAGUUCCGAUCCCAACACGACAAAGAUGAACUUUGUGUACCAUUCUAUGCCCAUGCUGUGCGUUAGUCCUGAAUUUGGAGAUCAGCUGUUCGACUUAUGCGUUCGACAUGUCCGUCACGGAGAUACGCGCUCUCGGGCCUUGAGAACUUCGACUUUGUUGUCAGCGAGAAGGUCAAGCAUUUCAAAGAAUUUGCGAAGAACGACAAUUUCAAUCAGGUGUUACAGCCAGGGAUCUACGCCAGAUACUCUGAGCUGGUUAUGGGGCAUAAUCUUUCUGACGACUGUACUAUGCCGUCUGCCUGGCUGGAUCUCACUAUCACCAGCGUGGUGAAGCACGAAAAAACUUGCAAGUCCUACUACGUAGAAGGAAGAGCCGACCAUAGCAUGUCGACUGGGCUGUGGUAUGGAGACAAGACCAUUCAGAGAUCGCGCUUUCCUGAGACAAGAGGGAUCCUGGCUAUGGCUACGGGAGCAACGUUGGAGAUGGAUAACGCCUCGGCCCUGAACAUACCAAUGGGCAUCACAGUGCCGAAAUUCCUGGUGUAUCACGAGAGUUGAGUGCAAAACCUCAAUCACGGGCGCGUCUACCUUCCGACAUCAACGCUCAUUCGAUUGCGCAGGGUUGCUAAACGAAAUGGGAGUCGUGUAGGUAGAGCAUAGAAACAUG